Molecule: messenger RNA, 270 nt
Organism: Echinostoma caproni
Lineage: Eukaryota; Metazoa; Platyhelminthes; Trematoda; Plagiorchiida; Echinostomatidae
Source: the annotation of a GenBank genome assembly
AUGCGAGUCGAUGUGCAUUUACCCGACGGUCAGGUUUUCAUCCUCGACGUGGACCCAUCGGGACAUGUGAGUCAGAUUGAUGAGCAACUGGAGGCUCGCCUGGGUCAGUUACCGAUUGGAACUCGGUACUAUCACAAACAUCAUCAACUGAACAACUCCAAACGUUUGACCGAUUGCCACAUUGAAGAUGGUGCUGUGAUUUACAUGUCCUGUCCCCUAAUACGUGGAUGUCCGUAUUUCAGCUAUGACGAGAUUUGCAACCAUAAGUGA